Messenger RNA from Solanum tuberosum (potato), 1286 nucleotides. Its product is annotated as hypersensitive-induced response protein 2. Bases 156 to 1016 code for a protein of 286 amino acids. Gene Ontology annotation, cellular component: mitochondrion. Lineage: Eukaryota; Viridiplantae; Streptophyta; Magnoliopsida; Solanales; Solanaceae. The transcript is spliced from 6 exons. The record is from RefSeq and is a predicted model, not a curated record.
GUAGCUAUGGAUAAAAAGCAAAGAAUUAAACGCGGGUGACGAAAACCUUUUGCUUACCAUAUUGAGAGGCCUCUUCUGAAUUCAGUCUCUCCCACUUAUAGCUCUACUUUGUCUUUCACAAACAAAUUUGCUUCUUCACUUGACAGAUUUGGACUAUGGGUCAAACACUCGGUUGCAUUCAAGUAGAUCAGUCAACUGUUGCUGUGAAAGAACAAUUUGGUAAGUUUGAUCAAGUGCUGGAGCCAGGGUGUCACUGUUUGCCAUGGUGUCUUGGGUAUCAGGUUGCUGGUUCACUCUCAUUGCGAGUGCAGCAGCUUGAUGUUCGCUGUGAGACCAAAACGAAGGACAAUGUUUUUGUUACUGUAGUAGCAUCCAUUCAGUACAGAGCCUUAGCAGAGAACGCGGCAGAUGCAUUUUACAAGCUUUCAAACACCAAAGGACAGAUUCAGUCCUAUGUUUUUGAUGUUAUAAGGGCCAGUGUGCCACGAAUGGGGUUGGAUGCUGCAUUUGAGCAGAAAAAUGAAAUUGCUAAAGCUGUAGAGGAAGAGCUUGAAAAGGCUAUGUCUGCUUAUGGGUAUGAGAUUGUCCAGACCCUCAUUGUGGAUAUAGAGCCAGAUAUCCAUGUCAAGAGGGCAAUGAAUGAGAUUAAUGCUGCUGCAAGACUCCGUGUUGCUGCGAAUGAGAAGGCUGAAGCAGAGAAAAUACUGCAGAUCAAGAAAGCUGAAGGAGAAGCUGAAUCCAAGUACUUGUCAGGGCUUGGCAUUGCUCGACAGCGUCAAGCCAUUGUGGAUGGUCUUCGAGACAGUGUGCUUGCCUUCUCAGAAAACGUACCUGGAACAUCACCAAGAGAUGUGAUGGACAUGGUUCUUGUUACUCAGUAUUUUGAUACAAUGAAGGAGAUUGGAGCUUCUUCCAAGUCAUCUGCAGUGUUUAUUCCCCAUGGACCAGGUGCUGUCAAAGAUGUUGCUUCUCAGAUCCGGGAGGGUCUUCUUCAGGCUGAAAGUAUUCAGCAUUAGUUUAAUAAAGGUGAAGGAUAAUUGAUAGUCUUGUGUGGUUUGAUGCUCUUUUAGCUUAGUAUUGAUACGGUAGCUUUAUUUGUGUUGUGCUUAUGUAGUCCAUAGAUUGAUACACGCAACGUUUGGUUUUAGUAGCUUGUGUAUAGGUGUUACCAACUAAGCUGGCAAACAAAAAGUUCUGCAGUUGAUUGUGUUUAUCUUGUUAGAUGUCUCUAUAGGAAUUUUAGGUAUUUACUUGCCAAGAGUAAAUCACAUCACUUAACUGGCCUA